GGUUGUGAAAGGAACAGACAUGGUACAUGGGCACAGCUUCCAUCACGUUGUUGCAAGUCUUCUCAUACUUGGGUUGUCUGGAGCAACAAGGAAGGAUACAUCAGUGAAGAACAACUCUGGAGUGAAGCCUGCAGGUCAAUGUGGAACGUGGGUGAAAGAACCAGAAGGAGGGCUCUUCACUUCUCCAAAUUACCCAAACAAAUACCCCCCAGACACAGAGUGUGUUUACAUCCUUGAAGCACCACCAAGGCAGUGUAUUGAUCUACACUUUGAGGAGAAUUAUUCCAUCGAGUCCUCUUGGGAAUGUAAAUUUGACAACAUCGAGGUUCGGGAUGGACCCUUUGGCUUCUCCCCGAUACUCGGACGGUACUGCGGUCAGCACAGCCCGCCUGAUAUCAGGAGUAGCGGCCGAUAUCUGUGGAUAAAAUUCGUAACCGAUGGUGAACUGGAAGCGGUGGGAUUUUCAGCAAGUUACAACUUCACUGCAGAUCCAGACUUUGCAGACCAAGGAGUCCCCCCACCUCUGCCCUCCUGUCAGUAUGACAUGGUUGGUCCAGAAGGUAUCGUUGAGUCCCAUCAGAUCACCAGAGACGGGAAGGCUGACGCCACCGAGGCCGUCGACUGUAAAUGGUACAUCCGUGCUCCGCCGCGCUCCAAGAUCUACCUGCGUUUUCUCGACUAUGAGAUGGCCAAUUCCAACGAAUGCAAGCGCAACUUCGUGGCAGUGUAUGAUGGUGGCAGUUCGGUGGAAGACCUGAAGAGCAAGUUCUGCUCCACGGUGGCCAACGACAUCAUGCUGGUUUCCACGCUGGGCGUCAUCCGCAUGUGGGCGGACGAGGCCAGCCGCAAAAGCCGCUUCCGCAUCCUUUUCACGACCUACCAAGAGCCUCCAUGUGAUGCAGAUGCCUUCUUCUGUCACAGCAACAUGUGCAUAAACAACACGCUGGUGUGUAACGGCAUGCAGAACUGCGUCUACCCCUGGGAUGAGAACCAAUGUAAAGAGAAGAGGAAAGCCAAUAUCUUGGACAACCUGAACAACACAAACGGGACCAUAAUUGGUGUCACUUGCUGCAUCGUCCUCAUCCUCCUCAUCGUCUCUGUCAUUGUCCAGAUCAAGCAGCCACGUAAAAAGUACAUCCUGCGGCGGGAGGACUUUGACCCCACCAUGUUCCAGGAGGUCUUUGAGCCGCCCCACUAUGAGCUGUGUACUUUACGGAGUGCCACCGCAGCUGCAGCGGCCUCAGCAGACUUAGUGGACCUGGCAGAAGACUUUGAGAACUACCACGCCCUUAGGCGUGCCUCCUCUCGCUGCAUCCAUGAUCACCACUGUGGCUCCUCUCCCAACCCAGGCUCCGCACACAUAUCCCAGCUGUCACUCAGUGGACGCGGAAGUCGUGGGAACCUGUGUGCUCGGGAGGCAGCGGCUGCCACUCUGCUCGCAGACCUCCCACAGCCGCCCAUGGCAGUGCGGCCCUUGCUGCCGUCCUCUGGAAAUCGCAGGAGCAUCUUGGUCAUGAAGCACAGCUACUCGCAAGAGGCAGCGGACAAUGGAUGCGACCUGGACGACGACCUGGAAGAAGUUCCCACCACCAGCCACCGGCUUUCACGCCACGAAAAGGCAGUACAGCGACUUCUUGAGAAUAGUGCAAUCCUGGAUCAGUACGAACGGGCGUCACUCACAUAUGAAAAAGCGGAGCGGAGAUUUACACCAGCAUGAUGAUGAUGAUGCUGAUGAUGAUGAUGAUGAUGAAGGGACACUUUGACGAAAGGAUAUUGAAUAUGUAUUCAUGUGCAAAGAUGAACACAAAGGACUAGAUGAAAUGCUGUGAAGCGCAUCAGCUCUGUACGUACUGUAGGCAACCUAGAUUUUAUGUCU
Anoplopoma fimbria (sablefish) is the source of this 1876-nucleotide messenger RNA. RefSeq names its product neuropilin (NRP) and tolloid (TLL)-like 1, like (gene neto1l). Gene Ontology annotation, molecular function: protein binding. Bases 20 to 1717 code for a protein of 565 amino acids. Lineage: Eukaryota; Metazoa; Chordata; Actinopteri; Perciformes; Anoplopomatidae. The transcript has 11 exons. The record is from RefSeq and is a predicted model, not a curated record.